GUGACCUUUACAGCGCUCAGGAAAUUAUGGCAGUUUAGUCACUAGCUUCAAAGUCAGUUCUGUCCUAUCUGAUAAUAAAAUCUGAUUAAACAUGUCUGAGAAAGAGCUGGGACAGAAAUGGGACCGCUGCCUGGCAGACUGUGCUGUUAAAGUCGGUGCUGGUCUUGGUUUAGGAAUUGUCCUUUCUGUUGUGUUCUUUAAACGAAGGACGUUUCCAAUUUCAUUCGGCACAGGAGCAGGACUUGGCAUGGCUUACUCCAACUGCCAGAAUGACCUGAGGGCACCAUAUCUACUAAACAGUACAGUUAAUAAGGAGCUCUGAACCAGCAAAGAAUUGCAUCUCUUUUUUUGUCUUGCUAAUUUUAGAGCUGAUUGACAACAGCCUCUGUGGACCUGUCCUCACCAUCCGAUGUUCUGUUUGUGUUCAAACCAGAUCGUCUGUCCUUAUUUAAUCACAUUGUUCAAAAUUGUUGAUGUUGGAUAAUGUGGAUCUGAGAAUAUCACAGAACAAAUGCACUAAUAAAUGGUUAAAUUCAGUCAAUAA
Molecule: messenger RNA, 544 nt
Organism: Trichomycterus rosablanca
Lineage: Eukaryota; Metazoa; Chordata; Actinopteri; Siluriformes; Trichomycteridae
Gene: micos10
Product: mitochondrial contact site and cristae organizing system subunit 10
Exons: 4
Coding region: 92-322 (76 amino acids)
Cellular component (GO): mitochondrial inner membrane; MICOS complex; mitochondrion
Source: RefSeq, a predicted model, not a curated record